Molecule: messenger RNA, 2222 nt
Organism: Hypomesus transpacificus
Lineage: Eukaryota; Metazoa; Chordata; Actinopteri; Osmeriformes; Osmeridae
Gene: glis1a
Product: zinc finger protein GLIS1
Exons: 9
Coding region: 240-2072 (610 amino acids)
Biological process (GO): regulation of transcription by RNA polymerase II
Cellular component (GO): nucleus
Molecular function (GO): RNA polymerase II cis-regulatory region sequence-specific DNA binding; DNA-binding transcription factor activity, RNA polymerase II-specific
Source: RefSeq, a predicted model, not a curated record
AUACACGACUUCAACAGUGGCGCACGUCAGUUGAAAUGGAGUGCUAGAACCUUAGUGAACGUCUUGAAAAACUUGUGUACAUGUCCCUGCUAUAGACACGACCGAAUAAGCAAACUAAUUACAUUUUCCUAGUAGUAAUGUAGGCUACAACGCAUCCCACGCAUGCAUCGACAUGAGUCAAGGAUAAAACUUUUCGACACGGAGUUGAGUAUUGGUCUAAGGACAGGGAGAGGACUAACAUGGGUCCUCCGGACCUGGGUUCCCGAGAUAGCCAGCUCACUCUGCCAGGCUUUGGCAGUGGGUUUGAGGACACAGAGGACAUCUCCCCGGCUCUAGUGUCUCCAGGAGGAUUCUGUCACCCGGUGCCGUCAGUUCAUCCAGGGAGCCUGGGUAUGUGCUGUGUCCCCAGGGCUUCCCUAUCUCUAACCUCCUUGGGACUGGACCUCACCACCAUCCUCUACUCCUCCUACAAGGCAGAAGGGUCUCACAUCAACAGAACCCCCAAACUUGAGAACUACCACCAGCCCACCACUGCCUACUUGGUUUCCACUUCCUCCUCUCUCUCCCCUACUUCUUCACCAACGUCCAUAUAUUUUCCCUCUUCCUCAUCUGAGUUUCUGUGCUCUGGCUCCUCGAUGUCCCUUAUCAAAAGUGCACCAUUGCAGCAACAGCAGAAGCUUCCGGUGGAGUAUCACUCAAUUGAGCCCCAUCUGAAACAGGAGCCUGCAGAUGAGUUCCCAGCCUGUGGGGGUGAGCUGUUUCAACUUGACCACCAACAAGGGGAGCUUUUCCAGUUCAACCACAAUCUGGAAAAGGAACAGAGUCUUGCUGUUACUACACCCUGCAGGAACAGAACCUGUUCACCUGUCCAACCCAAUAGGCUCCCAGGGCCCCCUGGGGAGGGCAUCACAGACGACCAACAGGGCCUAUCAUGCCGCUGGAUUGACUGCAGCGCCUCCUACAACCAGCAGGAGGAGCUUGUGAGGCAUAUCGAGAAGGUACACAUUGACCAGCGUAAAGGGGAGGAGUUUGCCUGUUUCUGGGCGGGUUGUGUCCGACGCUAUAAGCCGUUCAACGCCCGCUACAAGCUGCUAAUCCAUAUGAGGGUGCACUCUGGAGAAAAGCCCAACAGGUGCAUGUUUGAAGGCUGUACUAAAGCUUUUUCCCGUCUGGAAAACCUGAAGAUUCACCUGCGGAGCCACACAGGGGAGAAGCCCUACGUCUGCCAGCACCCCGGUUGUCUCAAGGCCUUCAGCAACUCAAGUGACCGCGCCAAGCACCAGCGCACUCACUUGGACACGAAGCCCUAUGCGUGUCAGAUCCCAGGGUGCACCAAGCGCUACACGGACCCCAGCUCUCUGAGGAAGCACGUCAAAGCGCACACUACCAAGGCACUGCAGGACCGUACAACCAAGGUCCAGGUGCCAUCCCGACCAGAGUCCAAUACUCUGGGUGAGUGUCUGGCCAGACAGCAUCGCCACAAUUCCCUUCACCAUUAUAAUGGGAACGCAGGCACAAGGUCCCAUCUCCCAGGCUUGGAGGAGUUUACAGGCUUAUACACUGUGUCCAGCAUCUCCAAUAAGAGAGCUGGUUCUGGGCCUGGUCCUCUCACUCUAGACCCAUGUUAUAGACUCCAGGGACUGGAGGGAUGCUUUAGUGCCAACAGCCCUCAACAUGACCCAUCGUCAAUGGACAACCCAGGGGAAUUCAAAGAUGGGUUGGUGCCCCUGUAUGUGCCUGAGUGUUUGAGCCCUGUGAGGACCCCAGCAGACUGCCCCCCAACGCCUGACAGGUAUAGAGUCUACCCCCACCACCAAGACCUGCUGUCGGAGCCCCCAGGCUGUCGUUACGGGGAGGAGAAGAUGGUCCCUUCUAUGAACAGUGGAGCUUUUGAUCAAAGCACCUAUUCUGUACACCCUUCAGUGUCGCCCUCUGCAGGCUUUGACUUGGUGCAGGAGCUCCAGGGCCAGGCAGGAAGGGGCCACUCCUUCUCUCCAUGCCCAGACCUCUACCAGGCAGGAGGGUUUGACCGCUGUCUCAGUCAGAUAUACUCUCUUUACUUAGAUUCAUGAAGAGGGGAGCCUAUAGAAUCCAACCCAGACAUUGGUGUGAUCUAGAUCAGUGGUUCUUGACCCUGGUCCUUAAGUUCUGCAUGUUUAAGAUGUUUCCCUGCUCCAACAUACCUGAUUCAAAUGAAUGGGUCGUUAUCCAGCUAUGCAGAA